Aspergillus welwitschiae is the source of this 1419-nucleotide messenger RNA. RefSeq lists its product as uncharacterized. Lineage: Eukaryota; Fungi; Ascomycota; Eurotiomycetes; Eurotiales; Aspergillaceae. Bases 1 to 1419 code for a protein of 472 amino acids. The transcript has 2 exons. Gene Ontology annotation, biological process: small GTPase-mediated signal transduction. Gene Ontology annotation, molecular function: guanyl-nucleotide exchange factor activity. The record is from RefSeq and is a predicted model, not a curated record.
AUGAAAGGCAGCACGCCGCGGCACAAACUGCACGAGACGAUAGCAGAUCCAGCAGCACAAAGGAAUGUGCUCGAUCCUCACGAUUGUAAAUUCGGAGCGUGCCAGUCUUUCCAUCUUAAGCGAUGGUGGGAAGAAGAGGCACUGAAAAGCAUACCUUCUCUGCUGGUUCAUGAUCUGGGAAGGCUAAUUCGAUAUAAUCUCUUUAGCAAUAGUGAUGCUGCCAUAAUCGCACUGUGGAGCCAAGAGGAUGAAACAAUUGACAGGUUCCUCGCGGAAAUCUGGCCAUCGCGCCCUCCUCCAUCUUGGUCAGCCUUCCCACGUGAACAGAAAAUCAGCACUCUGAUCAACAUGCUGCAUUCGGAUCAACAAAGCCCAUCUCGUUGGGUCUCAUUAUUCUGGGACAUUGCUGAGAUGUCGGAUCCGCUUGAUAUUGCGAGGAAACUCGAUGCGGAAAGUGAGACCUCUUUCAAACAGAUUCCGUUCGAAGAGUGGGUUCGCCACCUUCUAGGAUACCAUGCCUUGGCAGUUCAACGGUUCAUGCAGCAACAUACAAUGCUUGGUGACCAUAUCUUACGCCAUCUUGGUGCACAUCCUAUAGAGAGAGAAACGUAUGCUGCAGUGGAGAGACACCUGCGGCAACGAAGUCCAUUCGUGCACUACGUGAUCCAACAGGUACUGCUGGGAAAUCGGCCUCGCUUCCAACAGCGGCAAGUCUGUCCGCCCCCAGAUGUGCCAGGUUUCCAUUUGCUUGCACGGCCAAUACAACUGCUCUUCAGUACCCGUCAGAAAGGACUUACAACAACAUUGAAGAUCUUAGAUGUUCUGUCGGCUCGCUUCGAAAAAUCGCACUCCAGCGCGUCAAUCAUUGACUGGACCCGGCCAUUAGAUACGUCCAUGCUCUAUCUGAGCGAAACUCUGCUAUCGGAUUCGACCGACACUCUAGUGAAAACCCUUACCGACGCUGAUAUAAUAAACUUCGACGCCUUUUCGCCCGCCGAUCUUCUGCACCACCCAACGCGAGUGCGUUAUAUUGAAUCAAAAUGGCACGCGCUUAGAGAUGCCGUCUCCGAAUGCUGUGCAGCAGUUCCGGACCAAGUGGCACGCAUUCUCGAAGCGACCCGGGCUCUUCAUAUAGGCCGAAACUAUCACUCAAGUACGGCUCUUCUUCACGGUCUGCGGGCCUACUUGGUCUCCAACUACGUCAGGAUUGUAGAAGAACCCCAUCAGAACUUUAUGAGCAUUAUAGAGAUGGUUCAUAUUGUCGACAGCUCCAACAACUUUGCGACGUACCGCAGAAUGUUCGAGGAAAUGCCUGGGAUUCCAUUUCUUCUCCCUCACUGCCGCGAGGUCGACGAAAGAGGGUGGCCGGCCGUGCAGGAAUUUUCCAUAUGUUUUUCUGCCUGUAAAUUACACAGAUAA